AUGAAUAAAUUUGUAGUUUUUUCAUUUUUUAUAUUAUGUAUUAGUAUUGUAUUUGGUAUCUACGAGGAAGAGAUCGGUUUAAAAGAUUGGUCCAUUAGAGGUAUUGGUCAGUUGGAGAACGGUUUAUAUUUUUCAAAUGACAAUACAGUUUUAGUACAAACUAAAGUAUUACACAGAUCAGGUAGUGGUGGUGCCGAUUCUUCACCAACAGCUACAGUACCAUCAUAUGCAAUCAGUCUUUUAGAUGCAGAAAAUGGUAACUCUAAGUGGAGACAAUUAUUACCAAAUCAAGAACAAUCAUUCCAAUCAAUGACUGCCAGUAAUGAUAAUAGUUGUAUAUAUUGGAAUAGAAAGAAUGGUGAUUUAAUUUCAGUUUAUGAUACAAGUUUAGCAAAUGAUGAUCAAUGUUAUAGUGCAGAUAUCACCUCAACUGUAUCAACUACCCAACCAACAUUUAGAGUUUUUUGUAAAAAUAAUAUUUUAAUUUUAAAAAAAGAUGAAAAUAAUUUAAUAAAUUUAGUAUCAUCCAUCGAAAAUACCGAUACAUUAUAUUCAUUCGACUCAACUAAAGUGUACACAAUAAACAAAGAUUCUAUUAAAAUGAUGCAAGUUGGUGAAUCAGCUCUUAAAGAAAUACAAUCAUUCAAAAUCACUGAAAAUACCCAACCAUCACUCAAUAUAAAUUCAAAAUAUUUAAUAGUUACAACUAAUAAAGAGUCAUCAGUAUUAAAUAUCAUCUACAACUCUAAAUUAUAUAGCGUCACUUUAGAAUCUAUCGAAUCUAGCUUAUCAACCAAAAAGAUUUCAAGCAUAUCCUCAAUCAAUGACUUCAAAUGGUUGGUCAGUUUGGUUGGCGGAUCUAGCUUAUCAGUCGAGUUUAACAAGGAUACCAACAAAGUUGAAUUAGUCAAAUACUAUGAAAAUACAAUUUCAACUGAAAAUAAUGUUAAUAAUUAUCAUCACAUCAUCAUAAGUAGCACAUCGGAUGAAGAAAAAUACAGUUUAUCUAGCGAUCAAGUAAAGGCUAUUAAAUUACCAUCAAUUUCAAAAAAAGAGAAUGGUAAUGUAGUAUCAGUAUUCUCAUUUGAAUCAAAGAGUGGCACACCAUUGGUUUUGGUUUCAAUGGAUGAUUGGUCAAUCAAUAUGUUUGAAUUAUUGGACCAAAAUACCAAAGUUUCAAAAUUAUGGACCAGAGAAGAAUCCCUUUCAUUCAUUUUAACAAGCGAAAUCAUUGAUUACCCACUUCCAGAUAUUUCAAAAUUAGCUCAACUUCAAUAUGAAUUUAAUGAAACCGAUGGAUUUUUAGCACACUUUUCAAAGAGAAUUUCCACCCAAAUCAGUUCAUUAUUUGGUUUAUCAAAGGACAGCAAUAGCGCUCAAGAAGAAUUAUUAAAGGCAAAUAACGAUCAAUCUAUUAAAAAAGUUAUUAUUGCUUCAACUUUAUCUGGCAAAGUAUUCGGAUUAAAUUCAAAUAGAGGUCAAGUUUUGUGGUCUAUCUACUACCAAUCAUUCCUUAAAGAAUCUAUGACAAUGAAAAUCUACGUCACAAAGAAAGCAAUUUACUAUCCACCAGAAGUCGCCAUUAUCUAUCAAAUUAAAGAUACACCAAAAUCAGUUAUUAGCUUUAUCAAUCCACUUGAAGGUAAAGAAAAUACCUCAAUUAUUGUAAAUAGUAAGAUGCUUCACUCCAAUGUCAUCUCACAAUGGAUGGAUCCAAUCACCCAUCGUCAAAUGAUGUAUUGGGUUGUCAACUAUCCAGUUGAUCAUCCAUCACCAAUGGUAUCAUUACAUCCAUGGAACGAAAAAAUUAGAAAGAGCUGGGGUCAACUUAAACAAAGCCAUUUCUUCCUUGUAAAUAAAGAGCAAAAUGAAAUUAAAGGUUAUGGUAUCGAAAGUUUAGCAAAUGGAAAACAUGGAAACAUGAAAUCGAUUCCCACAUGGAACUUACAUUUUGGAAAGAAUAAUCAAAUACUCCAAGUAUCUUCAUUUAACCCACACGAAACUAUUCAAUCACCAGCUAUCAUUUUAGGUAAUCGUGAUCUCUUACCAAAAUAUGUCAAUAGAAAUUUGAUUUCAGUUGCUACAUUGGACCCAACUACUUCAACCCUUAAUGUCCAUUUGGUCGAUUCAGUUACUGGUGAAAUUAUCAAAUCAUUUAAACAUCAACACUCAUCACCAAAGGUUUCAUUGGUCCAAACUGAAAACAGCGUUGUUUACUCUCACUAUGAUAUUCUCACACAAACUCAAUUAAUUUCAACCAUUGACAUUUUCGAAAAGAACAUUGACUGGAACACCGAAACAUUCUCUAGCUACAACUCAACAUUCGAUGCCACCAGUGGUGCAGACAGCCAAUUGCUCAUUAAACACAAAACAUAUGUUUUCCCAUAUCCACCCAUCAAAACACUCUCAUUAUCUAUUACAACCAAGGGUAUCACAUCAAAAAAUAUAAUUGUUGGAAUGGAAAAUGGUCAAAUUUUACCAAUCGAUAAAAAAUACAUUAGUGCCAGACGUCCAUAUCCAAAUGAGGUUACACCAAAUGAUGCUGAAGAGCAAUUAAUUCCAUAUAAACCAUUACUCCAAUUCCCACCAUGGUUUUUCACAACUUAUAAUACCGCUGUUACCGGUCUUGUUGGUAUCGAAUCAACCGGUACAGAUUUAGAAUCAACCUCACUUCUUUUUUCAUUUGGCGAACCUGAUAUUUUCUGUGUACUUAUUUCUCCAUCACUCCCAUACGAUAUUCUUUCUGAUCAAUUUAAUCAUUUAGCAUUAAUCAUCACCUCAAUCACUUUAUUCAUUUUAGCAAUAUUAGCUAAAAAUUAUAAAUAUUCACUUAUUUUAUCCAAAAAAUGGAAAUAA
This is a messenger RNA of Dictyostelium purpureum, 2856 nucleotides long. RefSeq lists its product as uncharacterized. The record is from RefSeq and is a predicted model, not a curated record. Bases 1 to 2856 code for a protein of 951 amino acids. Gene Ontology annotation, cellular component: EMC complex. The transcript has 2 exons. NCBI's taxonomy places the organism in Eukaryota, Evosea, Eumycetozoa, Dictyosteliales, Dictyosteliaceae. Gene Ontology annotation, biological process: protein folding in endoplasmic reticulum.